Messenger RNA from Hemicordylus capensis (graceful crag lizard), 3549 nucleotides. RefSeq names its product NOC2 like nucleolar associated transcriptional repressor (gene NOC2L). Gene Ontology annotation, biological process: negative regulation of transcription by RNA polymerase II; ribosomal large subunit biogenesis. The transcript has 18 exons. The record is from RefSeq and is a predicted model, not a curated record. NCBI's taxonomy places the organism in Eukaryota, Metazoa, Chordata, Lepidosauria, Squamata, Cordylidae. Gene Ontology annotation, cellular component: Noc1p-Noc2p complex; nucleoplasm; nucleolus. The coding region runs from base 408 to 2279 and encodes 623 amino acids. Gene Ontology annotation, molecular function: histone binding; transcription corepressor activity.
ACUAACAUGGAUUUUCAGAAAUCCACCUUGGAAACAGAAUUUUGCAUUGCCAUGGGUGAAACUGCACAUCAUCUACGCACCAUCGUUGGGCUUUGGCUUAGGGGAAAAGGCUUCCAUCAUGGCUUGCUGCUUCAGACUCCACAGAAAGGAAAGCGAAGAAGGGGAAAGCUUCCCAGCACAAAGACCAGCUCUCCCGGCUGAGGGAGCGAGAUCCAGAAUUCUACAAAUUCCUGGAAGAAAAUGACCGCACGUUACUUAAUUUUGAUGACUCCGACAGCUCUGAUGAGGGAGAGGAACUUCACACGUUGCCUGACAAACUGGAGGAAGCAAGUGAUGAUGAUGACGACGAUGGAGAAGAAACAUUGGCCAAACGGAAAAAAGUUGAAUUCAUCUCUGUGACAUUGAAGAUGGUGGAACAUUGGAAAAGAGCUGCAGAGAAGCAACUGACUCCUAAGCUCUUCCACGAGAUCACCCAAGCUUUCAAGGCCUGCGUGGUGACAGCCAAAGGAGAAGCUGUUGGGUCGGAUCCUGCCAAAUUCAAAGUCACAGACAGCGCAGUGUUCAACACUCUCAUGUCCUUCUGUGUCCGCGACCUCUUUGCCUUGCUCCAGAAACUGCUUCAGGUCAAACCUGCAAAAAACAAAUCCAAGAUGGUGUUGCCUUCCUCCAGCCCACUCUGGAGCAAGCUUCGUCUGGACAUCAAAAUGCACCUUGGCUGCACUAUCCAGCUCCUGUCCUGUUUAACAGAAGCCUCCGUGGGAGCCGCCGUCCUCCAGCACGUCAACUCCAUCGUGCCUUAUUACUUGGCUUUCCCAAAGCAGUGCCGCAUGUUGCUCAAGCAAGCCACCCAUCUCUGGAGCACAGGCGAGGAGACGGCGAGGGUGUUGGCAUUUUUGGUGCUUAACAAAAUCUGCCGGCACAAGAAGGAUGUCUACUUGAGCCCGGUCCUCAAGCAAAUGUACAUCUCCUAUGUGAAGAACUCCAGAUUCACCUCCCCCAACGCGCUGCCCAUGAUAAACUUUAUGCAGCGGACACUGACGGAGAUGUGUGCCCUCGACACUCAGGUCGCCUACCAGCAUGCCUUCAUCUACAUCCGGCAGCUGGCCAUUCACCUGCGCAGCGCCAUGACCAUGAAGAAGAAGGAAAACUACCAGUCAGUUUACAACUGGCAGUACAUCCACUGCCUCUACUUCUGGUGUCGGCUGCUGAGCACCCUCCAUCCGAACGAGGUCCUGGAGCCUUUGAUCUACCCUCUGACCCAAGUCAUCAUUGGCUGCAUUAAGCUGGUGCCCACCACUCGUUUCUACCCCCUGCGCAUGCACUGUGUCCGGGCCCUCACCCUCCUGUCGGAGAACACGCGGACGUUCAUCCCCGUCCUGCCCUUUGUCCUGGAGAUUUUCCAACAGGUGGACUUCAACAAGAAACCCGGCCGAAUGAGCUCCAAGCCCAUGAACUUUGCUGUGAUCUUGAAGCUCUCCAACACCAGCUUGCAGGAAAAAGCCUUUCGGGACGGCCUCAUUGAACAACUGUAUGACCUGAUUUUGGAGUAUCUCCACAGCCACGCCUACACGAUCGGUUUUCCGGAACUGGCUCUUCCCACCAUCCUUCAGCUCAAGGCCUUCCUGAAGGAAUGCAGGGUUGCCAACUACUGCAAGACGAUCCGUCAGCUCUUGGAGAAGCUGCAGGAAAACUCCGUCUACAUCACCAGCAAGCGCCAGAAAGCUGCCUUUGGUGUUGCCAACUGGGAGGCUGUGGAACAAUGGGAGAAGAAGGUCCGGGAAGAAGGGACUCCGCUGAUGACGUAUUACGUGCACUGGAAGAAGCUGAGGGAAAAGGAGAUCCAGCUGGAGAUCAGCGGCAAAGAGCGGCUAGAUGACCUGAACUUCCCUGAAAUCAAGCGGAAGAAGCCAGGAGAGUGGAAAGAGGAUGAUAAGAAGGAGUUCAAGGACCUUUUCGAGCUGGACAGUGACGACUCCGAGGAGGCUGGCGGCCUGUCUGCCAAAGGGAAACCAAAGGCCAGGAGAUCGGAGGACGGUCUAGAUAGUGAUUCUGGUGGCAGCAGCCAAGACAGCGGCGAUGAGGACGAAGGAGAGUAUGAAGUGGAGGACGAUGACAGCGACGGCGGAGAGGAGAACUCCAGUGAUUCUGAUGGGGGAGGCGGAGGGGCCAAGCGCAAGGGCGCCCGGAGGAGGAAGCAGCUGUCUCCGGCGGAGCUGCAGCAGCUGGCGCAGGGGCCGGAGGACGUGGUGGGAGACCUGGACUUCUCCGAUGACGACUGACAGCAGCGGCAGCGGCGGCCCUUGCCUGUUCCCCUGCGGGAGAGCGCCGGGCUGGUGACUGGAGGAGGGGAGGUAGGAGCCGCAUGGGGCAAGGCCCUGCCGCCGGGGGGAGUUGCUUUGCGCAGGCUGCCACUUGGCAUGUGCAACGGCUCUCCAGCAGCGCUCGAGGCUUUGGCGUUUGUGGCUACGCCGGGGGCCGUAAAGCGGCUCCGGCAAGCUCGUAAAAGGCCCUUGUUACACACACACACACUUUAAAUAACGCAGAGUGGAUGGCGCUGCCCCAGCUCCCAAGUCCCUGCUCUCUUUUUGUCUGGAAAAGCCUCCUGCUGCCUCCCAGCCCCGGUAGGCGCGAGAUUACACGCCAGCCCCUUUCCCAGUGGGCAAGAGCUGGAGGCCCGCAUUUGCAGCCCUCCUGCCGGGCACGGGGGCCGCCUCCCCUGCUCCGUGAAGGGACACGCAAGUCCUGUCUCCCUGCAACUGCUGCUCUGUAAAAAUGUGUCCUACUGUAGAGUAGCAGGAGAAGCCCUUGGGCUUUUGCGUCGCUGUGCAAAAAUAUGUAUUUUGUAUUUUGGUGUAUUUUGUUUGUUUAGAAAUGUCUUUCUCUCUCACACACACACACACACACCCCAGUUCUUGGACUCUCUCUGCUUUUGUGUUUGCUGGUACCCAAGGGCCUGGUUCAGAGUCAUUUGAACCGAGGCUUAAUGAGAGCUGUGUGAAUCGGAAUCAUUUCUAUCAACUCACACUAUUGCACUAAUGUCGGUAACCCACAUUAAUCCUAGUUUUGAAUGACUGUGUGAAGCCCGCUCACACAGUCAUUCAAAACUAGGAUUAAUGUGGGUUACCAACAUUUAGUGCAAUUGUGUGAGCGGGAAGUCCAUACUUGUUUAUUUGUUGUGAAUGUUAAUGUGAAGAUUAUUGUUAAAAUUAAUAAAAAUUUAAUUUUAAAAAAGAAAGAAUGACUGUGUGAAGCAGGCCAUGAGUUGUUUUUCCCCCUCUUCCAAGGAGCUGGCCAUGUGCCCUCUUUUCUGUUACUGCUGGUGGGUAUUCUGCACUCUUGGAAGCGCUUUGCUGGUGCCAAACAGGCCCUCUGCCUUAUUUGCCAGGAGCAAAGGACUCUCUUUUGUGCUCACAUGCUGGGGCAGGGCGGGGUGACGGGUUUUGCGCCAGCAGGCGAAAUCUCUGCUUCAGUACUUGGCGAACCAACUGGCCAAACCUGGUUCCCACCAGCCAGAUGCCAUCAGGUAGAGUGAGGAGGCGGCCAAGGUGG